Mustela lutreola (European mink) is the source of this 2480-nucleotide messenger RNA. RefSeq names its product phosphatidylserine synthase 1 (gene PTDSS1). Gene Ontology annotation, molecular function: L-serine-phosphatidylethanolamine phosphatidyltransferase activity. The record is from RefSeq and is a predicted model, not a curated record. Lineage: Eukaryota; Metazoa; Chordata; Mammalia; Carnivora; Mustelidae. Gene Ontology annotation, biological process: phosphatidylserine biosynthetic process. The transcript has 13 exons. Bases 129 to 1550 code for a protein of 473 amino acids.
CAGCCUGUGCUCGGCGCCAGACCCGGCUCCGCCGUCCGGCCGCUCGCCCGCAGCGGCUCGUCACCUCCGGGGUCCCAGCCUCCACGGGCCGGGACCGCCGCCGCCGCCGCAGGACGGGGAGGCGGGCCAUGGCGUCCUGCGUGGGGAGCCGGACCCUGAGCAAAGAUGAUGUGAACUACAAGAUGCAUUUCCGGAUGAUCAACGAGCAGCAAGUGGAGGACAUCACCAUCGACUUCUUCUACCGGCCGCACACCAUCACCCUGCUCAGCUUCACCAUCGUCAGCCUCAUGUACUUCGCCUUCACCCGGGAUGACUCUGUCCCAGAGGACAACAUCUGGAGGGGCAUCCUCUCUGUCAUUUUCUUCUUCCUUAUCAUCAGUGUGUUAGCUUUUCCCAAUGGCCCAUUUACUCGACCUCAUCCGGCCUUAUGGAGAAUGGUUUUUGGACUCAGUGUGCUCUACUUCCUGUUCCUGGUGUUCCUCCUCUUCCUGAACUUCGAUCAGGUUAAAUCCCUGAUGUACUGGCUGGAUCCAAAUCUUCGAUAUGCCACAAGGGAAGCCGACGUCAUGGAGUAUGCUGUCAACUGCCACGUCAUCACCUGGGAGAGGAUUAUCAGCCAUUUUGAUAUAUUUGCGUUUGGACAUUUCUGGGGCUGGGCCAUGAAGGCCUUGUUGAUCCGUAGUUAUGGUCUCUGCUGGACAAUCAGUAUUACCUGGGAGCUAACCGAGCUGUUCUUCAUGCACCUGCUGCCCAAUUUCGCCGAGUGCUGGUGGGAUCAGGUCAUCUUGGACAUCCUGCUCUGCAACGGUGGCGGCAUCUGGCUGGGCAUGGUCGUUUGCCGCUUCCUAGAGAUGAGGACCUACCACUGGGCCAGCUUCAAAGACAUCCACACCACCACCGGGAAAAUUAAAAGAGCUGUGCUCCAGUUCACUCCUGCUAGCUGGACCUACGUUCGAUGGUUUGACCCCAAGUCAUCUUUUCAGAGAGUGGCUGGAAUAUACCUUUUCAUGAUCAUCUGGCAGCUAACUGAGUUGAAUACCUUCUUCUUGAAACAUAUCUUUGUGUUCCAAGCCAGUCAUCCAUUAAGUUGGUGUAGAAUUCUCUUUAUUGGUGGCAUCACGGCUCCCACAGUGAGGCAAUACUAUGCUUACCUCACCGACACACAGUGCAAACGUGUAGGAACACAGUGCUGGGUAUUUGGGGUCAUCGGUUUCCUGGAAGCUAUCGUGUGCAUAAAAUUUGGGCAAGAUCUCUUCUCUAAGACCCAAAUACUCUAUGUUGUGCUCUGGCUUCUUUGUGUGGCUUUUACCACCUUCCUGUGUCUCUACGGCAUGGUUUGGUACGCUGAGCACUAUGGUCACCGAGAAAAGACGUACUCCGAGUGUGAAGAUGGCACCUACAGUCCAGACAUCUCCUGGUCUCAUGGGAAAGGCUCAAAAGGUUCUGAAGACAGCCCACCCAAGCAUCCAGGCAACAACGAGAGCCACUCUUCCAGAAGAAGGAAUCGGCAUGCCAAGUCAAAAGUCACCAACGGAGUGGGAAAGAAAUGAAAACGCCUGGCUCGUCGCAGAUGUCCCAGAGAGUGCCUAGAACUGAGGGGGAAACGGGAUGGUGUGGACCUCUCCGUGCGGAGGGCAAACACGCAGUGCCAUCAGGACAAGGAGAGGGGUUCGGGGGUCUUUAUUUGAGAGCGUGAGUCUUGUUUCCCAUAGACCCGGCCACCCUGGGUGGCUCAUUGCCUGGGAUCCUUUGCCAAUUCGGGGUCUCUUCUAACUUCAGCACUUGCCAUACGGUCACUGGGAGGCACCCGGAGUGCUGGCGGGUGGGGGCUCCCUCCCCGCCGCCCAGGACAGCGCUGCAUUGGUGUGUCCUGUGGUCGUGGGGCCAGAGACUUGCGGACUGGUGACCGGUCUUUAUUUUUACAAAUCUGCCUCUCCCUUUGGACCGAUGGGUCCAGGUUCAGGCCCCCAUUCUGCCUUCUAUUUUAUCGUCGUUAGUAUUUGGUUUUAAGUUAGAAGCCACUGCUGAAGUUGAGUUGAGGAGGGCACUUCCCUCCCCGGAGGAGGGCGUCUGUGUCGCUCUCUCGCAAACGCGUCCCCUCUUGAGGACCUUACACCAUGCGCAGUGGGAGGAAACCGGUCUGAGCAAAGGGCCGCUGCUCACAGAGGCUCCAGGGCUUCAGGUCAGAACCCGUCCUAUUCGUUCCCAACGUCGUCUGUCCUGACCGGCCACAGUGCACAGAAGCGGGGCUGCUCCCAGGCCGCGCACACCGGGCUUCUCUCCCAGCCAGGUGCCUUCUAUAUUGUGUUGGUUUCCCCCCGUGCCACGUGGCUGAUGUUGUCUUUUAGUCCCAUGUGAGGUGCUGGUGAGUAUUACCUUCCAUCCGUGCCAUGCUCUAGAACAUUUACUUACCCUGAUAGUUCACCACCUCUGAUGGAUUCCUGUUUUAAAUAAAAUAAUUCAUGUGAAAGUCCAUCAAA